GAAGAGCGGCUGCAGAUGGAGAAGGAGGAGGCAGAGAAGAGGCAGGAGGAGGCAGAGGUGGCCAUGAAAGAGCAGGAAAGGAAGCUGGAGAAGGAGAGGAGGAGACACGAGGAUGACCUGAAGGAGAAACUCAGGGAGCUAGAGGAGGAAGAAGAGGAGAGGGAGCAGGAGGAGGAAGACGUAGAGUGGCUGUUGAGAGGAGAUGUUUUCCAGAUUUUUCCAGAGGAGCCGACCGAAGAGGACCUCCUUACACCUCCCCUAGCCGAGCCCACUGAGGAACAAGAGGAGGAUGGAGGAGAGGAUUGGGGAGGGGUGGUACGCAGACCUGGGAACACCCUCCCGUUAGGUUGUGAUAUCUCUGAUGUCAUCGUGACGUGUGAGAACGCCCAGCUGACCAACUUCCCCCCCCUGAACAUCCCUGAACUCAAGUCUCUGAGCCUGGAGGGUAACGCCAUCACAACCAUCCCAAUGGGGGCGUUCAAUGGCAUCCCCAACCUGGAGUGGAUUAACCUGAGCAAGAACAAGUUGGUGACUUCUGGUAUUGCCCCACGUGCCUUCAAAGGCCUGAAGUUCCUGAGCCGCCUGUUCCUGGACAACAACCUCCUGGAGCUGGUUCCAACAGAUCUCCCAUCAACACUACAGGAACUCAAGAUCAACGAGAACCACCUCAAAGGCAUCGAGGAGAAUAGCUUCCAAGGUCUGAGUAGCCUGUUGAUCUUGGAGUUGGAGGGAAAUGUCCUGAACGAAGGGAACGUGGAUCAUCAAGCUUUCAGUCCCCUCUCCCAGCUCUCCUACCUCCGUCUGGGCAGAAACCACUUCAGGACCAUCCCGCAGGGCCUGCCUCCAUCUCUACUGGAGGUUUAUCUGGAGAACAACCUGAUAGAAGAGAUAUCCGACUGCGUCUUCAAUCAAACCACGAACCUGAACGUGAUCUCACUGAGACACAACAGACUGGAUGAGUCCAGGAUUGCACCUCUAGCAUGGAUCAACCACAAGAACCUGGAGUCCAUCGACCUAUCCUACAACCGUCUGUACCUGGUCCCUUCCUACCUGCCCAGAGCUCUGGUUCACCUGGUCUUAGUAGGGAACCAGAUCGAGAGAAUCCCAGGGUUUGUGUUUGCCCACAUGGUUCCGGGGAUAGAGUACCUGUACCUGUCCRACAACAAGCUGGAUGGGGAGGGAGUAGAGCCAGAGUCCUUCUUGGGCACCUAUACCUCCAUGACAGAGCUGUGUUUAGACAACAACCAGCUGGUUACGGUUCCCCCUGGUAUCAACCAGAUGAGCACACUGCACUUCCUCCAUCUCAAUAACAACAAAAUCAGGACCUUUGCUGAGGAUGCUAUCUGUGACCCCGAGAACAUCGAGGACUCUCACAUCGUGAUGCUGCGUCUGGAGAACAACCUCAUCGACCCCAGGAAGAUCUCCCCUACCGCUUUCUCCUGCGUCCGCUCUUACUCCAGCGUCGUCUUGAAACCUCAGCGGACCAAGUAACAGGAUUUGCAAAAAAACUGUGUGGCAGAAUUGCCAAAAAAACAGAUCCCCUUUCUUCCUAGGCACUCCUGUAGAUCUGAAAGGCUGUGAUAGGUGGAAACAAUAUGGCGACAUUUCCACACAGCCAAUCACAAGGCAAGAGGAAGCAAUUAUCCUUAUCCUCUCAGAUCAACAGAGCCUGGAAUUCAGCCGCUGUUAUUUUAUCAAAAACAUUUUUUUAAACAAGGAAAAUGUCCGUAAAAUCACCAUUGCCAAACUCCAACUGUAUCUCAUUGUUCGAGUCGCGCAACACAAUUCAUAUCAACGACUAUAGGAGAGAGAGAGAGACACACACCGUUAGGAAAAUACACCUUCCACUCCUGGUUUUCCAUCUUCUAAAACUCCCACGGAUGGAAACAUUCUAGGGAAGUGAGGAACAGCUUCUUGGACUUGUUCCUAAAACCUUCAUUUAAAAGAUUGAAGUGUUUGAAUAAGAUCUCCUAGUAGAGUUAACCUCCGCAUGAUCUGGUCUGCAUCCCAAAUUGCAAGCUAUUCCCUAUAUAGUGCACUACUUUUGGCCAGGGCCCUAUUCCCUAUAUAGUGCACUACUUAUGGCCAGGGCCGAUAAGGAAAAGGGUAGCAUUUGUGAUGUAGAUCUGGUGAUAGAGGGGUACAAAAUGAGAAUGUAACAUGUCUAGAGAUUCCCUUUUCAGUCCUACUCUGUGAUUUGUUGUUGGUCCCCAGUUUGAGACGUUGCUUCAGAUUUCGUUCGUUGACGUUCGACUGGGAGAAGAGAUGGAUCAACUAAACCCCACACUUCCUCAAAGUAGCACAGAAAUAGAAAUAGAACAAUCUUUACCAGUCAAAUUGCCAGGGUUAGAGGUUCCAAGCACGGUUCUAUAGAUUAUAUUUCUAUGUCAAGCAGCGGAUCAGGAUCUACAAUAGGGAAAUAUACCUCUGGUGUAUAUAGGGAUAUGUAUAUUGGGAUAAUAAUAAUCAGUACGUUUUAUAUGUUAUUGCUUUUCCCCUCAACAGAAUUAAUUCACGUGUCAUCAAUCAUUCUAGAAAGAAACUAUACUGUAUAAUCAAACCAUACUGUGGAAUGGAAACUUUUACAAUAGUUUUCAGUGUUUGAAAUCUGUCUGCAACACCACGUGUACGUGGCUGGCUAAGAUUUAAAAGUGGGGAUAUGAAUUUAUAAAAAAAAAAGCUACAUUUGAGAAUUGCAUUAUCGACAAGUUCAUACAAAGUGCAAGUUUUUAUUUUUGUUCUUCAUACCUGUACAAAACACACGAUGUUCCUACGACUCAAAUAAAGAAGCCUUUGUUUUGAUUCAAAUAA
Salvelinus sp. IW2-2015 is the source of this 2811-nucleotide messenger RNA. RefSeq names its product extracellular matrix protein 2, female organ and adipocyte specific (gene ecm2). Lineage: Eukaryota; Metazoa; Chordata; Actinopteri; Salmoniformes; Salmonidae. Gene Ontology annotation, cellular component: extracellular matrix. The record is from RefSeq and is a predicted model, not a curated record. Gene Ontology annotation, molecular function: heparin binding; protein binding; collagen V binding. Gene Ontology annotation, biological process: positive regulation of cell-substrate adhesion; extracellular matrix organization.